Molecule: messenger RNA, 4570 nt
Organism: Homarus americanus (American lobster)
Lineage: Eukaryota; Metazoa; Arthropoda; Malacostraca; Decapoda; Nephropidae
Gene: Uba1
Product: ubiquitin-like modifier-activating enzyme 1
Exons: 8
Coding region: 16-3228 (1070 amino acids)
Biological process (GO): protein sumoylation
Cellular component (GO): cytoplasm; SUMO activating enzyme complex
Molecular function (GO): SUMO activating enzyme activity
Source: RefSeq, a predicted model, not a curated record
UGCCUGGCCCAGGAGAUGGGGUCGUGCUGCAGCUCCUAUACUACAGUUGAAGACCUCAGCGAGCCCCACUACCAGUUAAAAAAAUCCCACCACCAACGCAGCCCCACUCCAAAAUAUCCUAUUUCUCAUUCAGGCUUUUUGUCUAUUGACUUAAAGGGUACCCCAGUCUUUCAACGUCGUACACCAUGGAAUAUGGCUGCAAAUGGCUCUGGGCAGGACAUUGAUGAGUCACUGUACUCACGCCAGCUCUAUGUACUGGGUCAUGAUGCCAUGCGGCGGAUGGCAUCCUCUGAUGUCCUCAUUUCAGGACUAGGAGGACUUGGCGUAGAGAUUGCCAAAAAUUUGAUUUUGGGAGGUGUAAAAUCAGUAACACUCCACGACAUCAAGGAUGCAAGCAUUACUGAUCUGAGCACUCAGUUCUUCCUGACUGCAGUUGAUAUUGGUGCCAACCGAGCCACAACAUGCCACCGCAGGCUAGCUGAACUUAAUACCUACGUUCCCAUCACAACAUCAACUAGCUCCCUCACAGAUGACUUACUCAAAAACUAUAGUGUGGUUGUUCUUACAGACUCGUCGCUGGAGGAGCAGCUACAAGUGUCAUCCUUUUGCCACGCCAAUGAUAUUGCUUUCAUUGUGGCCUCAACGAAGGGCUUAUUUGGCCAAAUUUUCUGUGACUUCGGUGAGAACUUUGAAGUAGUAGAUGCAAAUGGUGAGAAUCCUGUGUCUGCCAUGGUUGCUGGAAUAACCAAAGAGGAGAACAGUGUAGUCACAUGUCUGGAUGAAUCCCGUCAUGGACUUGAGGAUGGGAAUUAUGUCACAUUUUCUGAAGUGCAAGGGAUGACAGAACUUAAUGGUUGCAAGCCUCUCAAGAUUAAGGUGUUGGGACCAUUCACCUUUAGCAUUGGUGAUACUACCCAGUACUCAGGCUACAUUCGUGGGGGUAUUGUCACUCAGGUGAAAAUGCCCCAGAAAGUAAAUUUCAAGUCUUUAGAAGAGUCCAUGAAAGAACCAGAAUUUGUGAUGACAGAUUUUGGUAAAUUUGAUCGCCCUGGAAUACUACACAUUGCUUUCCAGACUUUGCAUGCUUAUGUGAAGCAGAAUGGGUCAGCCCCCAAGCCAUGGAGUGAUGGCGAUGCUGCUUCGUUCCUGAAUCUUUUUAAGGAGAUAAAUUCAGCUAGCCCUGCAAAGGUGGAAGACUUUGAUGAAGAACUCAUAAAGCAGUUUGCCAAGAUUUCUGCUGGAGGCUUUGUUCCCAUUGAUGCUGUUAUUGGUGGUGUUGUGGCACAGGAGGUGAUGAAGGCAUGUUCUGGAAAAUUCAGCCCAGUUAAACAAUGGCUGUAUUUUGAUGCUCUUGAGUGCCUACCUGAAGACACGUCUGCUCUCAGCGAAGCAGCUUGUGCCCCAACUGGCAGUCGAUAUGAUACUCAAAUUGCUAUCUUUGGGCAAGAAUUUCAAAAGAAGUUAGGUGGCCAAAAAUACUUUGUGGUUGGUGCUGGUGCCAUUGGGUGUGAACUAUUGAAGAAUGUUGCCAUGUUGGGACUAGGUGCUGGUGAGGGGGGUCAGAUUGUAGUUACUGACAUGGAUCUAAUUGAGAAAAGUAACUUGAAUAGGCAAUUCCUUUUCCGUCCAUGGGAUGUCCAAAAACCUAAGUCAGAUACUGCUGCUGCAGCAGUAAAGAAAAUGAAUCCUGAGGUUAACAUUAUUGCCCAUCAGAACAGAGUUGGUCCUGAAACUGAAAGUGUGUAUGAUGACAGUUUCUUUGAACCCCUUAACGGGGUAGCAAAUGCUCUGGAUAAUGUGGAAGCUCGUUUGUACAUGGACAGACGUUGUGUUUACUAUCGUAAGCCUCUUUUAGAAUCUGGUACUUUGGGCACUAAAGGUAAUGUUCAAGUUGUGGUACCACAUUUGACUGAGUCAUAUGGCUCAUCACAAGAUCCUCCAGAGAAAUCCAUUCCCAUUUGUACUCUAAAGAACUUCCCCAAUGCCAUUGAGCACACCCUCCAGUGGGCACGUGAUAUGUUUGAGGGAGAGUUUCGACAAGCUGCUGAAAAUGCAGCUCAGUACCUACAAGAUCCCCGUUUUAUGGAAAGGGCCUUGAAGUUACCAGGCUCACAGCCCAUGGAAACACUGGACAGUGUUAAGCGUGCUCUGGUGGAUGAUCGACCACGGUCAUUUGAGGAUUGUGUACUUUGGGCCCGUAAACAUUUUGCUGAACAAUUUCAUAAUCAGAUAGUACAACUUCUUCAUAACUUCCCAAAAGACCAAACCACUUCCAGUGGGGAACCUUUCUGGUCAGGUCCGAAGAGAUGUCCUCAUGCACUUGCAUUUGAUGCCAGUUAUGACUUAAACCUUGAUUAUAUUGUUGCAGCUGCCAAUUUGAAAGCGGAGGUUUAUGGCCUAACUAAGGUGCAUGAUCGGCAAAUGAUUGCUGACAUUGUUAAUAAAAUUCAUAUUCCAGAGUUUGUUCCCAGAUCAGGUGUUAAGAUUGCUGUUACAGAUGCUGAAGCAGAGGCUCAGAGUAAUCAAGUAGAUAGUGAACGAAUUUCAAACCUUCAGGCAGCUAUCCCAGCUGCAUCCAGUUUUGGUACUCUUAAGUUAUCUCCUUUGGAUUUUGAAAAGGAUGAUGACACAAACUUCCACAUGGAUUUCAUUGUUGCUGCAUCCAAUCUACGUGCAGAAAACUACGACAUUGCCCCUGCCGAUCGCCACAAGAGCAAACUUAUUGCUGGCAAGAUUAUCCCUGCCAUUGCCACCACCACAGCACUGGUCUCUGGCCUAGUGUGUCUAGAGCUACUCAAAUUAGUUCAGGGGCACAAUAAACUAGAGACCUUCAAGAAUGGUUUUGUCAAUCUGGCCCUGCCAUUCUUUGGCUUCUCAGAACCGAUUCCAGCCCCAACUAAUAAGUACUAUGACAAGGAAUGGACACUGUGGGACAGGUUUGAGGUCAAUGGUGAAAUGACUCUUGAAGAGUUCAUCAGAUACUUUGAGGAGAAGCAUCAGUUGGAGAUUACCAUGCUGAGCCAGGGGGUGUCCAUGCUUUACUCCUUCUUUAUGCCACCUGCCAAGAGGAAUGAGAGAAUGGCUCUCCCAAUGUCAGAGGUGGUUAAGAAAGUUAGCAAGAAGAAAAUUGAACCUCAUGUGCGAGCUUUAGUUUUGGAACUUUGUGCAAAUGAUAAGGAUGGAGAAGAUGUAGAAGUUCCUUACGUGAAGUACAAUCUACCCCAGUAAUCUUGUGCUCCUCUUGGUGGAAAUUCCAAGCAUCAUUAUCUGCACCCAUGGCAUGGGAGAAUCUUAUUAAAGCUUGUGACUAAUCAGCCACUAGAAAUGUAAACCAGUGUUGGCCCUCUCUUGCUGGUUUAACACUGGUGUGAGCAAGUGAUUUCUCCAUUCUAGGGGGCCAGGAUUUUUCAAAAGGUUUAAAAUAAUUUACUCAGGUCAUCAUGCCUCUGACCUGUUAAGAGUUACAAACAAAACCUCAAACCCUGAGUACUGAUAUAAUGUCAUCCUCUAUUUAUGAACAGUUAAGAGGGUACUGAAAAUUCAUUACAAAUGAAAUUUCUGUGAAAUUUCUUUGCAAUAGAAGUUUCUGUGAUCAUAAAAAAGUAGGAAGUGAGUGACUGGUGUAAGUCUAAAGACAACUAUGCACUGUAGUAAAAUUUUCCAGUGUGAGCACUUAUAGUUUAUGAAAGUGAAAAGGUCGACUUGGUAUUUCAUCAUAUUUGAUGAACAGCAUUAGUUUCAUGAAACAGAUCUGAAAUCAUGUUAUUUUCCCAGAGUAGAGUUCCAAGUAAUUCUGAUGAAUUUCCUUUAUAAAAAGAGGUUUAAUUUAGGUAUAUACGCUAAAUUUUUCCAGGUGAUAGAUAAGAAACUUGUUGGCAUAUCUGUAUAUAUAUAUAUUAGGGGUUGUGUAGAGAACCUUAAAGGGUUAAUGCCAGCCUUUUCAACAUUAUAUGAUAUUAAUCAAAAUUUGUUCAGAGAGAAUUUGAUCUAAAAGAGUUUUGGUUGGAGCCAGAUAUUGGUACCGAUUAAUCCAGUUCUCUUUUGGAAUUAAUUUGCUGGCAUGUAAUUGUAUACAUUUAAAUUCUUUGUAGGUAAUAACAUGUUAAAUACACAAAGCUGGAAUAUUUUGGUGUUUUGGUCUGGUCUUGUGUAAGUUUUCAUCACUCUUCUCAGCUGAGAUUGCUUCCUGCAUGUGAUGUCUAAGAGCCAGUAUGCCAUGUAGGUUGGCAUCAGAGGAGCAGAUAUCUGGAGUAAGGGAUGCCAAAAAGAAGAAUCUUCUGGGUUGGCUUCAAAGUAGGCAUCAGAGUAAUAGUAAUGUUCAGUUGCGUGCAUUCAAGGCUUUGUGAAAAUUUUUACUUUUUUUAGGCUAUUAUAGUUAUUUCUUAAAUUUUGUAUUAGAAAUGAAAGCACUUGACCAAAAUCAAAGAUUUUUUUUUUACUUAAUCAGAACAACUUAACUAAAAUAUUGUUUAAUUAUUUUGCAAAAUUUUUAAAGCGAGUGUCGCUUAACUUUUGUAAGUUCAUCUUCGCUUAACACCAGUGAUCACACUAGUAAACUGUGAUUCCACAA